Colletes gigas is the source of this 720-nucleotide messenger RNA. RefSeq lists its product as uncharacterized. NCBI's taxonomy places the organism in Eukaryota, Metazoa, Arthropoda, Insecta, Hymenoptera, Colletidae. The transcript is spliced from 3 exons. The coding region runs from base 37 to 678 and encodes 213 amino acids. The record is from RefSeq and is a predicted model, not a curated record.
AGAUCACUGGCCGCACAGGGUGGAACUAGAAAAAUCAUGGCAAUCGCGAAAUUCUUGCUGAUCGGCAGCCUGUUGGGUGUCUCCGUUCGGGAGAUCUACGGCCACGGUAUGAUGAUGGAUCCUGUUCAAAGGAGCAGCGCCUGGAGGAAGGGAUUCCCGGUCGAGCCGAAUUACAACGACAACGAAUUGUUCUGCGGAGGAAUGAACGUUCAAUUCGAACAGAAUGGCGGGAAAUGUGGCGAAUGUGGUGACAAUUAUGCUCUCCCGCGAGCCAGACCGAACGAAAAUGGCGGGAUUUACGGAACUGGGCUGGUCGUAAGGAGGUACAAUCGCAGCGAGACUAUCAACGUUAACGUAAAGUUAACCGCCAACCAUCGUGGAACGUUCAAGUUCGAUUUAUGCCUGCUGGAGCGGUCGAACGAACUCGAGACCGAGGACUGCUUCGGUCGUCACCCGCUUCUAUUAGCAGACGGAUCGAGCAGUGUGCCAGUGCCCUCCACUCGGAUGGAGUUCAACGUGCCGAUUCGUUUACCUGGCAACGUCACGUGCGAUCGCUGUGUGCUCAGGUGGACCUACCGUGCCGGGAACAACUGGGGCGAUUGCGGUGACGGUCAAUUUGCUAUGGGCUGCGGACCCCAGGAAACGUUCAAGAACUGCGCCGACGUCGCCAUCUUAUAACCGAGUCCUUUAUAAACGAUCCCCCCGAUGAUCAACGAUACC